UCCUGCAAUUUCAGAUUCAUCAAAGACAGUUGGUAUAUUUCUGUCACAAUGUUUACGAUAUUGUAUCAGAAUUCUCAAGUUCUUUGGCUAUUUUCCGUUUUCAUUUGACCCUAAUAAUGGGUUCCUCAGAUUCAGAUUUCUAAGUGCUGAGUUUUUCUAUUCAAUUUCCAUACUUAUCAUUUACUCCACUGGAUUCUUGCACUUGUUUAUCUUGGGACCAGCCUUUGAUGAAAUCUUUAAAAAGGCGAAAAUUGCUAUGAAUGGGGUCGAUUUUAUCAUAUUUUUUUCAGAAGCAUACAUCUCAUACUUUGUGUUCAUAGUUCUGCUGAUAGAACCACUGUUCACAAGUAAUAAUCUUAUUAAAUUUUGGAACAAGUUGCAGGACAUGUUUAGAGAAUUAGGCGACCCAAGAUGUGCUAUUAAACUUAAGAGAGAGACUUUCAAACUAUUACUUUUGUAUGUCUUCGGGAUGACAUGCUUUGUGAUUAUCAUGAGUGCCAACUCAAAUGCUGAUUUAGAACAGGUGUCACUCUCUGACAUGGCAUUCAUGGGUGUUUGGUCAAUUUUUGGAAUUUCUUACGUGUUUAUCUUUGUUUACUGCACUCUCAUCCUUAGUGCAAUCAUAAUUUUAUUUGAACAAGUUGAGAAAAUGAUGAAGGCAAAUUUUCUUCUCUGGACAAGCUAUCGAGGUGGUGGGGGGAGCAAUAAGCCUAUCUCGGUAACAGAUUCUUCUACAGACCCAGAAGUUCAAUUGUAUUAUGCUCAAGAAAAAUUUGAGGAGACGGUUCAGUUAUUUAACGAGUUUCAAAAUAGUUUUGGAUUCAAACUCUUAAUUUGUGUCACAAAAGUCUGCUUUUCAACCUUCCUCACGUUUCGACUUUUGAUUUUAGUCAUGAAAGUGAAAGUUGGCGGGGAAAGUAGUUCACUCUUUCAAGUCACUGUUCUUCAUACGAGUCACCUGUGGGGACUCCUCUUCCUCCUCUCCCUCUGCAACAACGCCAAGAACAUGGCCAGCAAAGCAAAUGCAUGUCUCGAAUCUGUGAAGCCGUACAAAAUUAUCCGAACAUGCCCACAUCGUAUGAUUCUAGUGGUACAUGUGUUUUUGACUCAAAUGCGAACAAAAUCGUUUUCACUUACGGCUGCAGGACUGAUUAAUAUUGAUGGAAGGCUAUUCAUCUCGAUGGCCGCGGUCAUUAUCAGCUAUUCAGUUGUUUUGGAAAACUUCUCCCCAGAACAAAAAAUAACCUACCUACAGUUCAACGAAACACUUUCUUCCCCAUAACCAAUUCGGUUUCUUUUUAAAACAUAAAAUAAGUAAUACAGCAACACAAGUUAUUUAUAUUUUUAAAUAUAAUUCAGGUCAGAUCAAUUUAAUGGUUUAGAAAAUAAUUCCAAUGCUUAGACAUAAGUAGGUAAAUACAUAAACAGGUAAUUAAUAAUUAUGGAGUUGUAAGCAUAAUAAUAAUUUCGAAACUAGAAUUUUUAUCUGCCAUUACCAUCUCCGUCUGUCGGGGAUGGAAAAAUAAACUUAGAGAAUUAAAGUAACAAUCCUCCUUUCGGUUUAUAGUUUUCAAACUUGGUAAUUCAUUAUUAUAAAAUAAUCCUAUAGUUUACAGUUACGCAGUACACGAGAUAUAACUUAAAAACCUUGGGACACAUUGUGUAUUAUUAUACUUCUUGGUGGAGUUUGUUGAAAAAUUAGAUCAAACCGAUGAAUAAAAUGCCGAU
Molecule: messenger RNA, 1728 nt
Organism: Folsomia candida
Lineage: Eukaryota; Metazoa; Arthropoda; Collembola; Entomobryomorpha; Isotomidae
Exons: 4
Coding region: 257-1282 (341 amino acids)
Biological process (GO): sensory perception of taste
Cellular component (GO): membrane
Source: RefSeq, a predicted model, not a curated record